AGAUGAAUCUCACGGCGAAAUUACAUCUUUGGAGAGACAGUUUUUGCGUAAAUGCCAAAUAGAGCUUGAAAACUUCUCCAUCGAAACAGAUCUUCCACUUGUUUAUGUUGAUGAAUCAAAUUAUUGGAGAUUCAUCAAAACUGUUAGGGUUUUGGCUGACGUUUUCAAGAAUAUGAAGAUCACUGGAACAACACGGAAAAGUAUAAUUCAGGUGCUGAUGAAUCCCAUCUUGCCACCUGAGAGGAGCACUGAUGCAAUGAAAUUAUUUCUGUCCACCAUUGGAAAACUAGCUGACUUACAGUUUUCUGAUGAAAAUUUCAAUCAGCUUUUUUUAAGUUCUCGGGCUACUAUAGAGUUGGAGAAUAAGUACAAUGACGAAGUCGAAGUCAAUCUUAGGAAGGAAGCAGAAGAUGCACUUGCUAGAAAGUUUAAGGAAGUAGUAGAUUUGACGGAACGGUUACUUGAGCCUUACGAGAAAAAACAAGGUCAAUUGCAACUUCAAGUAGAAGCCUUGGAGCACAAACAUGAAGCAGGGUUGCAGCUUAGGACAGAAACUGAAAUCGCGGUAGCCAUAGAAGGUGAUUUUAUGCGUUGGAAGGCUGAGGAGUUCGAGAGCGAAUACAAGAAUGAAGUGGUACUCAGGAGAGAAUCAGAAACUGCGCUGGAUAAAGAAAGGAAAGAGUUGGAGGGGAUAAAAGAACUGCUUGAAACUUGUGUCACAGAACAAGAGAACCUGAAUUCGCUGGUGAUAACAUGGCAAGACAAGUACGACCAAGAGUCAAUUAUUAGAAAAGAAAAAGAGGAUGCUCUUUCUACUAAAAAAACAGAGCUCGAGACUGUCAAAGGACUAGUCGAAUCGUACAAACAAGAAGCAGAUGCGAUGCGACAAGAGAGGGACAAUGCUCUCAAAACAGCACAAGAGAUAGUGGACGAGCAACAACCUCCACCUUCAUUUUUCUGCCCUAUCACACAGGAGGUCAUGCAAGAUCCACACAUGGCUGCUGAUGGAUUCACAUACGAAUUAGAAGCUAUUAAGAAUUGGAUUAACACAGGUCACCAGACCUCACCGAUGACAAAUCUCCCGCUUCCACAUCUCAACUUUGUCCCUAACCGAGCUCUCCGCUCUGCCAUUGAGGAGUUGGGUUGAUUUUUCUCGUUUUUCAAACCGGUUUACUCUCUCUAUCUAUAAGUUCAAAGUUGCUAUUGGGCCGAUAAUGGCCUCAUGAAUCUAUUUAUGAGCCUUAUUUCAAUUUGUGAUCCAUUGUAUUUUAAACCUCAUUAUUUUGAAUCGGAAACUCAUAACCGGGUCGUACGUGGCCUAAUCCGGACCUUGUUUUCUUUGAUAAAAUAUCCGAAAAUAGAAACAAAGCCAUUUUUCCUCAGAACGGUAAAGAAGACAAGUGUGCUUUUGUAGACACACCUAAAACGCCAUGAAAAGCCAAACAUACGAAAGACCAAGAAAUAUAA
Molecule: messenger RNA, 1467 nt
Organism: Arabidopsis lyrata subsp. lyrata
Lineage: Eukaryota; Viridiplantae; Streptophyta; Magnoliopsida; Brassicales; Brassicaceae
Product: U-box domain-containing protein 57
Exons: 4
Coding region: 173-1147 (324 amino acids)
Biological process (GO): protein ubiquitination
Molecular function (GO): ubiquitin-protein transferase activity
Source: RefSeq, a predicted model, not a curated record